AUAUGUGUUUUCCCCAAUCCCAUGCGUUUGAACUGCAAACACUUCCUCUCUCCAACAAAUCUCAUCGUCCAUAUAAACAGAGCAGAGACAGCGCCGAGAACGGAGCCCCCGUUGAAGACCAAAAACGCAAAUUGCCUUUCGCUCUCUCCCCUCUUCCGUGUCAGCUUUGAUAAGGAAGAGCAGUGAAGUGGGGGCUCCUCUCUGUUCCCCCUGCUGCUCUGUUUCCCCGUCAAUGUCGGGCGCGACUCGGCGCGACGUAUCCGGCGGCUGCGGGAUCACCGAGCCGGCCGCGACCCAGUUCGAGGUCUCCAUUGAUCCGCCCGUCAACGGCCACCUCCUCCUUCCCCGCGGCGGCCUGGCUCCAAUCGCCGGGGAGCAGACGUUACGUCAGGGAAAGAGUAGAUGGGGGACGCUGCUACUCGCAUACAAGACGCUCGGAGUCGUGUUCGGGGGCCUCGUCACGUCUCCUCUUUACGUGUAUCCAUCGAUGCCAUUGACGUCUCCGACAGAGGAAGACUACUUGGGAGUAUACAGUAUCAUGUUUUGGACUCUCACUCUCAUCGGUGUCGUUAAAUAUACUUGUGUAGCUCUCAAUGCCGAUGAUCAGGGCGAAGGUGGGACAUUUGCAUUAUACUCGCUACUCUGUAGGAAUAUGAACAUCGGAAUUCUCAAGUCCAAACGUGUAGAUUCCAACUCGAAUAUCUUAAGGAAUACCCUGCCUGCUGAAAAGCAAACUAGGCUUGCGAAAUUCUUCGAAAGGAGCAUAGUUGCUAGAAGAGUACUCCUGUUUAUUGCUAUGUUGGGCAUGUGCAUGCUUAUCGGAGAUGGUAUCCUCACCCCUGCAAUUUCCGUGCUAUCAGCAAUUGAUGGACUGAGGACACCUUUCCGGUCAGUAGUCAGCAAGUCUCUAGUGGAAGCUCUCUCAGCAUUAGUUCUGAUUGUGCUGUUCCUUCUCCAAAAGUUUGGGACCUCUAAAGUGAGCUUCAUGUUUUCUCCUAUCAUGGGGGCAUGGACUCUGUCCACUCCGCUCGUUGGAAUUUAUAGCAUCAUAAAGAAUUACCCGGGCAUAUUCAAGGCCCUGUCUCCUGUCUACAUCGUGCGUUACUUCAUGAGGAAUGGGAAGAACGGCUGGCUUUCACUUGGGGGCACCGUGCUCUGUAUUACAGGUUCAGAAGCAUUGUUUGCAGAUCUUGGACACUUCAAUAGAGCUUCCAUUCAGAUAGCAUUCUUGUUCACUAUUUACCCAUCAUUGAUCCUUACAUAUGCCGGUCAGACUGCCUACUUAAUCAAGCACCCUCUCGAUCACGACGAUGGGUUCUACAAGUUCAUUCCUCACAGCAUUUACUGGCCGAUCUUCAUCAUUUCCACUUUGGCAGCCAUUGUGGCGAGCCAAUCGCUGAUCUCAGCGACCUUUUCCGUGAUCAAGCAGUCUGUUGUACUGGAUUACUUUCCUCGGGUCAAGGUGGUUCACACAUCCUCGAGCAAUGAGGGCGAGGUUUACUCCCCCGAAAUCAACUACAUCCUCAUGGUUCUUUGUGUCGCAGUCAUUCUUAUCUUUGGAGAUGGGAAGGACAUCGGGAAUGCUUUUGGUGUUGUUGUAAGUCUAGUCAUGCUCAUCACGACUGUACUCCUGACCCUUGUUAUGAUCACUAUAUGGCGGACACCGGCAGUCCUCGUCGCUCUCUACUUCAUGGUAUACUUCGUCAUGGAGGGUGUUUAUGUCAGUGCGGUCCUGACGAAGAUCCAUGAAGGCGGAUGGAUCCCCUUCGCAAUAUCAAUCAUCCUUGCCUUCAUCAUGUUUGGGUGGUUCUAUGGGAGGCAGAGGAAGAUAGAGUAUGAGCUCACCCACAAGAUUGAUCUCGAGAGACUUGGUGUCCUGUUAUCUGAUCCUGGUGUUCAGAGGGUCCCAGGCUUGUGCUUCUUCUAUACGAAUAUCCAGGAUGGGUUGACGCCGAUCCUCGGGCACUACAUCAAGAACAUGAGGUCUCUCCACAAGGUCACGAUCUUUACUACCCUCCAGUACUUGUUGGUCCCGAAGGUAGCCUCACAUGAGAGGAUUGUAGUUAAGAAGCUUGGACUCAAGGGGUUGUAUGGAUGUGUGAUCCAAUACGGGUAUGCAGACUCGCUCAAUCACGAGGGGGACGAAAUUGUAGGCCAAGUCAUGAGCUGUUUGCAGGCCCAUUUGAGGAGCAUGUCAAACUUUGAGUUGUCCUCUGAUCCUCUGGAGGUUGAGCGGGAAGUUUCCGAAAUAGAAGAGGCAACGCGUCAAGGUGUGGUCCAUGUCCGAGGGAAGACCCGUUUCUACGUGGGUCCUAAUGGUGGGUGGUUCGAUAAGGUCUUGCUUGCAUUCUACGAGGUCUUGCAUAGCAACUGCAGAUCAGCUCUCCCUGCUCUCGGGGUCCCAUUACAGCAGCGAAUUGAAGUGGGAAUGCUCUAUGAGGCGUGAAUAAAAGGUGACGAGGUCUCAUUGUCUCUUGUUCGGGGUUGUAACAAAUAGUAUUUUUUUCCCCCCUGCGGUGGAGUAACAAAUAGGCAUUUAGACUGUAGAAAGUUGCGAUAGGGAGUUAUAGGAAUUACAUAGAUGCAGGUUAUUAGUAUGGGAGAUACUGUCGCAAGUUCGAUUGGUCUCUUGUUAUUUCUAGUAUAUUACAAGGGAAUUCCAUGUGGGAAUCAACACUUGCUCGUGUAUGUAAGCGACAGUAUUCUUCGGUUUUACGACGACCAUAUUCUAGUAUGUAUACGAUGUUCUCCAGAUUUCAGCUGA
Punica granatum (pomegranate) is the source of this 2764-nucleotide messenger RNA. NCBI's taxonomy places the organism in Eukaryota, Viridiplantae, Streptophyta, Magnoliopsida, Myrtales, Lythraceae. The record is from RefSeq and is a predicted model, not a curated record.